UUUACAGAGACUCAUCGGAACAAAGCCGAAAUUUUCAAGGUUUCGACAUAAAAUUGGAUAAAAUCCUCCCAAAUUAAAGGAUUGGUGACAGCUGACCUUAUUUUGACUAUGAGAAAAAUAUGGAGCAGAGACCCACUCUAUAUCAGAAAAUGCCUUGAAGUUCCAAAAAAUGACAGUAUUUGCAGGUUUUGAUGUUUGAUCCAUGGUACACCAGACAAUAUGAGUGGCAUUUAUUGACCUCAGGCUUUCACUCAACCUGCAAGAAACAAGGAAAAAUAGGUCAAUAUUUGGCUCUAUACAAUGACUUCCCCAGAAAAUUCUUGUGACAAUGUUAACAUCAUGAGCAAGUGUGGAUCAUGUCGAAAGUUGUUCAACAGAGAAGGUAACUUGGAUGUGGAUACAGAAUCAGACAGUGAAUUUCAGUGUGCAACAUGUGGAGAGAUCUUCUCGAGAGCUGCAGAACUGGACGUUCAUGCUACAGAUCAUCCGUUAGAUGAGGGAGUGCUGUGUGAAAUUUGCAGUAAGUUGGAUCGGAUCUGCAAGUCUGUGAGUAAAGAACUGGUUGAUAUGAUGGGAAAGAAAGGAGCUGAAGAAGCGGGAGCAGUUCCAUUCCCACGGAGUAGCACCGCUCCUCGAAGUGGCUCGCAAGCGGGUAAAAAGUUGAGUGUUUGUAGCCUCUGUGGAGAGACAUUUGUAGAAGCUAAGGAUCUAGAGAGUCACUUGAUCAUACACAACAUCAAAGAGUCGUACAACCGCAAAGUGGAAAAGUCUGCCAAGAAACCGGACGGAAAAGGUUUCACCUGCGAUGUAUGCGGCAAAGAUUUUCUUCAUUUAUCAAGACUGAAAGUGCACAAGAAAACUCAUACUGGGGAAAAGCGAUUCAAGUGCGAAGUGUGUGAUAAAGGAUUUUACUUCAUGUCACACAAAAAAACACACAUGCGGACACACAAAGGAGAGAAGAGAUAUGACUGUGAAGUGUGUAAUAAGAGGUUCUAUUUCAUGUCACACAUGCAGACUCAUAUGCGAACACACACAGGAGACAAGCCGUAUGAAUGUGACUUGUGCGGCAAAUCUUUUAGUCUUCAAUGUAACCUUCAGCGACACAAGAGAACACAUUUUGGAGUUAAACGGUACAAGUGUGAAAUAUGUGGCAAAGAAAUCGCAGAACAUUCAGGAUUUCAAGUUCACAUGCGCAUGCAUUCUGGAUUAAAGCCAUACAAAUGUGAUGUGUGUGGAAAGGAAUUCAGUCAGACUGCUCAUGUUCAACGUCACAUGUUCAUUCACACCAACGAAAAACCUUACUCUUGUCAGUUGUGUGGGAAAAACUUCCGUUGGACUGCUGAUUUGCAAAGACAUCAUCGAACACACACAGGCGAAAAACCGUACAAGUGUGACGUGUGUGAUAAAACAUUCUAUCAUGCCUCCGGACUAAGAAUUCAUUCAAGGACUCAUACAGGCGAAAAACCCUACAACUGCAAUGUCUGUGGGAAGUCAUUCAGCCAGGCAUCGAACUUAAAAACACAUGUUGGCAAACACAAGAAUUUUGUGUGCGGUCUGUGUGACGAGGGAUUUCCCGACUCAGAGAAGCUGACGUCCCACAUGGUCAGUCACACUUCUUCAGGGGAUCCCCCACAGAUAGAAGAAUUACAACCCUGUAGUGUUGAGUCUACAACAGAACCACAAUGAAUUGACCUACAAGACAAUAACCUUUAUAGCUGUGAACAGAUUGAUCAUUGAUAUAUUUACCAUUCAUAAAACCCUACUUGUGCAUCAUGUGCAUGCAUGUUACAUGUACUAUAAUACAUGUGAUAGUAUGUACAGGUAUUACAUUGUACAUUUUUAUACAUUCAUGUUAAAUACAGAUUGGUUCAGAUGCAGUUUGUAAUAUGUUCUAUUACCCUCAGCAUUAGCAACACACUUUGCAACGGGUAACACAACGAAUUAUUACAUGCUCAUAAAUUACAUAUGUACGGUGUGCCGUAGAAUUCACGUUAUAGAAGUCAGUAAAGUUUCCUUUAAAAUUAAGACAUUCAGUAUAGUAAAAUUACUAAAAUAUUUUUAUAAAUAGUGCCUGUUUGGGAGGGCAACAGUUGAAAUUGACACCCCUCAAAACCCAUUGUCAACCCCUGCUUUGAGUCAGUUGACAAUGGUUUUCUCAAGGUGUCAAUUUGAACUGCUACUCUCCCAAACAGGCACUAUUUAUAAAUUGUAAAUAUUUUGCAUCUUGCAAUUCAUAGAUUUUUAAAUCACACUUUACUAUGUAGAAUUUGUUAAAAGUGCACAUAAGGUGGUAUGGGACACCUCCAUAUUGUGACAUAUUUCAAAAUCAACUAUAUUUCACAAUUUUGUCUUUCCCAAAAUUGUUACACUGUCCCUAACAGCGUUGUGCAAUGGGUUGAGAGUAGAUCUGUACAAACCUUGAAGUCAUGAGUUCGAAUCCUACUUGAGCUUUUAUAAUUUUAAUCUUUCUAGUACCGGUAUAAGGGGUUUUAUCCAAAUUGAUAUUGACAGGUGUCCCACACCUUGAUA
Molecule: messenger RNA, 2529 nt
Organism: Magallana angulata
Lineage: Eukaryota; Metazoa; Mollusca; Bivalvia; Ostreida; Ostreidae
Product: zinc finger protein 664-like
Exons: 3
Coding region: 301-1686 (461 amino acids)
Biological process (GO): regulation of immune system process; negative regulation of transcription by RNA polymerase II; regulation of cytokine production
Source: RefSeq, a predicted model, not a curated record